Pistacia vera is the source of this 1695-nucleotide messenger RNA. RefSeq lists its product as uncharacterized. The record is from RefSeq and is a predicted model, not a curated record. NCBI's taxonomy places the organism in Eukaryota, Viridiplantae, Streptophyta, Magnoliopsida, Sapindales, Anacardiaceae. The transcript has 4 exons. The coding region runs from base 665 to 1264 and encodes 199 amino acids.
CCAUCUCCGCAUCUUAACUAAAUGAGAGAGAGACUGAACAAAAAAAAAAAAAAAAAAAAAAAGCCGCUCAGAUCUCCGAUGAAGAUGACGACGACGAAGAGCAAUCAGAUCCAUCUCUGACACUCAAUCUCACAAUCACAAUACUUGCUAGAAAUGCAGAAGACGGCACAAGCAUGGUUCAUUGGAGGUCCGAGCACCGCCAACUCCAACGGCCAUUGACAAAAGCCUUCGUCUCUACUGGCCCUCCCAUCCCAAGAAUAAUUGAAGAGAGUUAUCUCCAGUCACCAACAUUGGCAUAAAAAAAGUAAGAAUGGAUAAAUAACACAUAAAUCGAGGGCUUGCGGAUCCUCAUACAUAUAUGAAAUCAGAAAAAUCAAAGUUCACAAAACAUGAACAGAGGUCAAAGAAAUUCAGAUCAGGCUCACGGAACAAGAAAGCCAAGAAGGAGAAGAAAGUUGAGUUUGAUAAUUCUUCAAACCCCGUUGGUUCCGCUGUUAAGUUUGAAAGCAAGCAGCUACCGCCAAAAUAAAAAAUAUCUACAUCAAAAUCGGAGAAAACAUCUCAAUUAAAUGUGGUUGGAGAAUAUAUAUCAAUCGAGGGUUUUCUGGUUCUCUUCCUAUUUGUAUAUUUCUUAUCUUUUGGUUUAUUAAAUAUAAUAAAUAACAUGGGUUUGACUUCGGUUUUAUGGGAGAUUUUUAACAAAUCCACCAUGGGUGAUGUUUUAAGAGAGUUGAUAAUGUUUAUCGCACCUUUGUGGAUUGUUGUGAUUGUUGGGAUAUUGGUUGGCUGGGCGUGGAAGCCCAAAUGGAUCAAUCUGGGUUGUAGAGAUUUGGUGGAUGCUUCACUUUCCAAGGUUUCGAAUUCAUCUUCUAUUGGCUUGGCUUCUAUUCCCAGCCUCAACUUUUUGAAGUUUCAGUUCCCCACUUGCAUAUCCGGGGUUUCUGAUGAUGGGCUUCAAACGAACAAUUUCAACAACCAAUCUACCAUCAGUUCUGAUUCGGGUUCUGAAAUCUUUGGUCAAGGACGAAGAACAGGCAGGGAGGUUUGUGAAGAAGGAAACAACAAUAAGGAAGUGGAAGAGAUGAAGAUUGAGCCUAUUGAAGAGAAGAGCAAACUGAAAUUUGAUUUUGAAAAGCCAAAUCACGAUGAUGGAAUAGAUAAUGCCUGUAAACCACCAAAACCUGGAGUUCCUAAAGUGGAAAAAACUGCUCCCUUUUCAUCGAAUUCGUUUUCUUCUCUAUUCAGUUCUACAAAUUCAUCAUGAGGUUCGCCUUCUCCGCCUCGGUUGUUUUUGGUGUUCUCCUAAGAAAAUUAUCUAGCCAAAGAGCAAGGAAGAUUGAUCAAUGAUUAGUAAAAACGAUGAGUUCUUAUCGGAUUUGGGUAUUUUCUCAGUGAAAGAGCAAAAGAUGCUAAAGAAGGCAGUGAAGGAGGAAGAAAAGGUUAGUCGAGAGGCAGAAAAGUUCGUGAAAUGGGCAAGACAAGCGUCAAUGAGAAUGAGCGCGCAUGACAUUGAAGAUUGGCUCAGCGAUGAUUAGAGUGCAAACUAAUGAGUAUAGUUUAAGGGUUUUGAUUUUUGUUUAAAUUCAUCUUUAAUACUGUAAGCUUUUCUGUUUUCUCUUUGAUGCUAUAAAUAUAUAGUUGCGUUGUAAGGGUGAUAAUCUUUUCAAUAUGCUUAUAUACAUUUUGAGAAAUAUA